AUGUCUUCUCUAACGGAGCCAACCACUGGCGAAUCGCCAGCCCAAGGCGGUUUGAAAUACCUAGUCAAGAAUCCUUAUCUCUUCGGUGUUGCGCUGUUCUCGACCCUCGGCGGUCUCCUUUUCGGCUAUGACCAAGGCGUCAUCUCGGGAAUCCUGACUAUGCAGUCAUUUGGUGCUCGCUUCCCCCGCAUCUACACCGACAGUAAUUUCGAGGGCUGGUUCGUUUCUACGCUUCUACUCGCGGCAUGGUUCGGAUCCCUUUGCAACGGUCCCAUUGGCGAUCGCCUCGGCCGUAAAGCGUCAAUGUUGAUUGCAGUGGUGAUUUUCACUGUUGGAUCGGCGAUCCAGUGCAGUGCUCAGAAUAUUCCCAUGUUGUUUGCGGGCAGGGCUGUGGCUGGUUUUGCUAUUGGACAGUUGACGCAGAUUGUGCCUUUGUUUAUUUCUGAGAUUUCCGUGCCUGAGAUUAGAGGAAGUCUCGUCGUGCUUCAGCAAUUAUCAAUCACAAUCGGCAUCCUAAUCAGUUUCUGGAUUGACUACGGCACAAACUACAUUGGUGGCAUCCGGUGCGCCCCAUCAAUACCCUACACAGGCGGAACCCCUUCCAAACGCACCUUCAACCCAUACAUCGACAUCCCCGCCGACGGUAGAUGCACAGGCCAAUCCGAAGCAUCCUGGCGUCUCCCCUUUGCUUUCCAAAUCGUCCCCGCUUUGUCGCUGGGCGUUGGAAUGUUCUUCUUCCCGGACUCACCGCGUUGGUUACUCAUGCGUGAGCGUGACGAAGACGCUAUCGCGACGUUGUGUAAAUUACGUCGAAAGACGGAGCGGGAUGACCCGGACAUCGUCAAGGAGUAUCUCGAGAUCAAGGCAUCAAUUAUGCUUGAAAAUUCAUUCGCAAAGGAUAAAUGGCCGGAGUUGUCUGGCAUCAGGCUUGAGGUUGCACAGUAUGUGUCGUUAGUUACCUCCUGGCCACGGUUUAAGAGACUUGCAAUUGGAUGUGUGGUUAUGUUUUUCCAGCAGUUUAUGGGCUGUAACGCAAUGAUAUAUUACGCCCCCACGAUCUUCGCCCAGCUCGGUCUCAGUGGAAACACAACCUCCCUCCUCGCCACGGGCGUCUACGGCAUCAUAAACUGUUUGAGCACCCUCCCGGCCCUGUUUUUCAUCGACAAAGUCGGUCGUCGCCCUUUGUUAAUGUGCGGCGCAAUCGGUACUUGCGUCUCGCUGGUGAUUGUGGCUGGUAUUAUUGGAGUCUAUGGGUCUGCGCUGGUAGACCAUAAGAGUGCUGGUUGGGCGGGGAUUGCGUUUAUUUAUAUUUAUGAUGUUAAUUUUUCGUAUUCCUUUGCGCCGGUUGGAUGGGUUCUCCCCUCGGAGAUUUUCAAUCUUUCGAUUAGGUCAAAGGCUAUUUCGAUUACGACUUCGGCGACUUGGAUGUGCAACUUUAUCAUUGGCUUGGUUACGCCGGACAUGCUUUCGUCCAUUACUUGGGGAACAUAUCUCUUCUUUGCGGUAUUUUGUCUGAUUGCUUUUGCAUUCACAUUCUUUGUGAUUCCAGAAACAAGAGGAAAGACUCUCGAAGAUAUGGAUCUCAUCUUUGGCGAUACUGCGGCUCACGAAGAAAAGGAACGUAUUGUCCAUAUCGAGGCUCAGCUACGCGGUGUACCGCUUGUCAGCCAGGAGGUGCUCAAAGGCGAUAUUGUGCAGCAGGAAAAUGCUCAGGGACUGAACUAG
Messenger RNA from Talaromyces marneffei, 1725 nucleotides. RefSeq lists its product as uncharacterized. Gene Ontology annotation, biological process: transmembrane transport; carbohydrate transport. Gene Ontology annotation, cellular component: membrane. Lineage: Eukaryota; Fungi; Ascomycota; Eurotiomycetes; Eurotiales; Trichocomaceae. Bases 1 to 1725 code for a protein of 574 amino acids. Gene Ontology annotation, molecular function: carbohydrate:proton symporter activity. The record is from RefSeq and is a predicted model, not a curated record. The transcript has 9 exons.